Messenger RNA from Alosa alosa (allis shad), 975 nucleotides. NCBI's taxonomy places the organism in Eukaryota, Metazoa, Chordata, Actinopteri, Clupeiformes, Clupeidae. The record is from the annotation of a RefSeq genome assembly.
AUGCUUCACAUUAUCAUAGCCCACAUCAUCAACCCCCUUGCCUACAUCGUACCGGUCCUACUCGCCGUAGCUUUCCUGACCCUAAUUGAACGAAAAGUCUUGGGCUAUAUGCAACUGCGAAAAGGACCAAAUGUGGUAGGCCCUUACGGACUACUUCAGCCAAUCGCAGACGGAGUUAAACUCUUUAUUAAAGAACCUGUCCGACCCUCCACAUCCUCCCCAUUCUUAUUCCUAGCCACCCCUACCUUGGCCCUCACACUGGCACUCACACUAUGAGCACCCCUGCCCCUACCCUUCCCUGUUACUGACCUUAAUCUCAGCAUACUAUUUAUUUUAGCACUAUCCAGCCUAGCCGUGUACUCAAUCCUGGGGUCUGGGUGGGCAUCUAAUUCAAAAUACGCCCUAAUUGGGGCCCUGCGGGCCGUCGCCCAAACCAUUUCCUACGAAGUGGCGCUAGGACUCAUCCUUCUAUGCACUAUCGUAUUUACAGGGGGUUUCACCCUGUCAAUGUUCAGCAUCACACAAGAAGGAAUUUGACUACUAGCCCCAGCAUGACCUCUUGCGGCAAUGUGGUACAUCUCCACACUAGCAGAGACCAAUCGAGCACCAUUUGAUCUAACUGAGGGGGAGUCAGAACUUGUAUCCGGGUUCAACGUAGAAUACGCCGGAGGGCCCUUCGCCCUUUUCUUCCUAGCUGAAUACGCCAACAUUCUCUUCAUGAAUACCCUAUCAGCAGUACUCUUUAUAGGGGCCUCACACUUCCCCUCAUUUCCCGAGUUUACCACCAUUAGCAUCAUAUUUAAAGCAGCCCUUCUUUCCGGGCUAUUCUUAUGAGUUCGGGCCUCCUACCCACGAUUCCGAUAUGACCAACUAAUACACCUGGUGUGAAAAAACUUCCUUCCCCUUACAUUAGCGCUAAUUCUCUGACAUAUCUCCCUUCCGGUGGGGACUGCAGGUCUCCCUCCCCAAUUCUAG